GCUUGCCGGCUGCAUUCUGCCCCUGCCAGGCUUCCGUAGAGAGAGUAGCUGUGGACAGCAGGUGUUGUGGACGCUGUAAGUUAUUACGUCUCCGGCCAUUGCCUCAUCACAGGGUCACCCGCCGGCGCUGACGUCAUACCGGAGCGGAGUGUCAGAUUGGAAACUGGUCACUGAGCCUUUGAGUCUCCACCAAGACCCAAGAACUUACUGUUCAGCUCUCUUCUCAGGGAAGUCUCUGUUUAGUAAUGGCUUCGGCUGUGGUGAGCAUGGUCCCCACCACUGCUUCUCGCUUUGCUUUGCUGAAAGUAGACAGCAGCAGUGAUUCUGAUUCUGAGAAGACAAAGGGCGGCCGCAGUGCAGGAAAACUGCGCGGAUCUGCCGCAGCGGGGAAAAACAAUACAAAUGAGAAAAAGAAGGAGAAGAGGAAGAAAAAGAAGGAACAGCAACAGAGUGAGGCUAAUGAGCUCAGGAAUCUUGCCUUUAAGAAAAUUCCCCAAAAAUCUUCGCACACCAGUGGUGGGUCUCAGCAGGACUCUGCAGUACACAGUGUGACUAAAAAUGUUCAAGGAGAUGAUUGGCAGCAGUGGCAGCAGAAAGACCAACAGAUUACAUCUGAUAUGUAUGAAGCAGAUCUUCAGAAGGCAUUAAUGCUAAGUAAGCUGGAAUAUGAAGAACAGAAAAAGGAAAAUGACAGUGGAGAAAAUGUAUCACCUCAAUCAAAAAGAGCAAAUAAAAAGGAUAAACGAAAGAACCAUCAAGGGAAAGACAAGCCUCUCACAGUGCCUCUGAAAGACUUCCAAUCAGAAGAACAGUCAGUGAAAAAAACUGAGCAGGAUACAAAAUCCCCUCUGUUACCUCAUGACAGUGGCUUUUUCAAUAAACUGGAGGAUGACGUGACCAAAAUAAUUCUUAAAGAAAAAAGAAAGGAACAAAACUCUGUUCCUGAAGUAAUGGAUGGCGUUGUGUCCUCGAACAACAAUAUGGAACCUGUCCUGAAAGAUGGAAGAACAGAGGUAUUGAAGCUGGAAUUAGAAAAGAAAGACACGCAGAUCCAGCUUCUGAAAAGCAUCAUUUCACAAUGGGAGGCAAAAUACAAAGAAGUUAAAGUCAGGAAUACACAAGUUCUUAAAAUGUUACAGGAAGGUGAAAUGAAAGACAAAGCAGAAAUUCUUCUGCAGGUCGACGAAUUGGUAACGAUUAAGUAUGAAUUAACAUUACAGGUCACUGGUCUGCAUGCUGCUUUAGAACAAGAACGAUCUAAAGUGAAAGCUUUACAAGCAGAGCUCACAAAGUACCAGGGUGGUAAGAAAGGGAAAAGGAACUCUGAGUCUGACCAUGGCCGAUGAUCGCUGGAGGAGAUGGAACAGUUUAUAAAAAGCACUAACUUUUUUCUGCAGAGUUUAAUUACUGCUGUUUAACGCCAUACGUUGUUAGUUUUUCAUGACUUAAUAAAACUUAUUCUUCCAUUUG
Bufo bufo (common toad) is the source of this 1470-nucleotide messenger RNA. RefSeq names its product G kinase anchoring protein 1 (gene GKAP1). Lineage: Eukaryota; Metazoa; Chordata; Amphibia; Anura; Bufonidae. The transcript has 13 exons. The record is from RefSeq and is a predicted model, not a curated record. Gene Ontology annotation, biological process: signal transduction. The coding region runs from base 246 to 1346 and encodes 366 amino acids. Gene Ontology annotation, cellular component: Golgi apparatus.